Messenger RNA from Manduca sexta (tobacco hornworm), 2067 nucleotides. Its product is annotated as monocarboxylate transporter 13. Gene Ontology annotation, biological process: transmembrane transport; monocarboxylic acid transport. Gene Ontology annotation, molecular function: monocarboxylic acid transmembrane transporter activity. The record is from RefSeq and is a predicted model, not a curated record. Bases 177 to 1004 code for a protein of 275 amino acids. The transcript has 6 exons. NCBI's taxonomy places the organism in Eukaryota, Metazoa, Arthropoda, Insecta, Lepidoptera, Sphingidae.
ACUGUGACUCAUCGAUAGACAAAUGGACGUUUAAAUAAAACACGUAAUUUCCAUCAUCACUUCACUCGCAUUAUCUGCUCGUAUUUAAGUGUUUGACGGCGAUCAGAAACCAAGUAUUUUCUCGUGCUAACAUUGUGUCGAAGUUUUUUUAUUGUGAUUUUGUAGUGUUAUUUGUAAUGAGUGGGGUUGUUGGUCAGAGAAAAAUCCCACCUGAUGGUGGUUAUGGUUGGGUUAUUGUGUUUGCUUGUUGUUUAAAAAAGUUCAUCAUUAUACCAAUCAUUUUUAAUUUUGGAGUGGUACUUCAAGAAAGCUAUGAUGAGACAAAUGUGUCCCCCACUGAAGGCAAUCAAGUUAUAGUGUGGCGUCACACUAUGGAAAUGCUGUUAUCGUUAUUCGGAGGCCCCCUACUUCAAAGUUUCACGUACAGGAAAGUCGCUAUGGCUGGAUGUCUUCUUGCAUCUUUUGCUCUCCUAUUAACCGCCACCGCGUCCAACUUUUGGCAAUUACUCAUUUAUUACGGUAUUAUAUUAUCUAUAGGCGAAGCAGCGUCGGUGCCAGCUUUCGAUUUGGCGCUGAAUUCAUUUUUUAAAGAGAAAAGAACAAGAGCUAUAGGCAUAGUUACAUUUUCUGCAGGACUAGGUCCUAUAGUAAUUCCAUUACUUAUGAGUAGCCUCUUGUAUUCAUAUGGUUGGCGAUACACAGUGUUCACCUUGAGUGCUCUGUCUUUACACUGUUUUUUGGCGUCGUGUUUACUCAGACCAAUUAAAUGGUAUACUAAGGUACAACCAGCAUUAGACUCAGGAAAUUCAUCGCCAACCCAGAAAAACGCAAAUGAAGAGAGGCAAGAAUCAUUAAUAUGUCUGAAUACAAAAUUACUAAAAAGCAAUACUGACCCGAUCCUAAACAAAGCGACAUCAUGUCCUAACAUUGUGAUUAUCAAAGCACAAGAAACACCCUUAUUAAAACCUCCGAACACAAAAACAUCAAGAAGAAGAUACGAAUAAUGUAAAAGAAAUUUAUGAAUUUCAAAAGGAAAGUAAUACGAAGAAAAUAGCUCAUAAGAUAAUUGAGUUCUUCGAUCUGACGCUUUUAAAGGACCCUGUAUUCGUCAAUAUAUUGUGCGGUCUGUGUCUAGGGCCGGCUACUGAGGUCAGUUUCACGCUUUUGCUACCAACUAUACUUAAAGACAUGAGGCAGUUAGAAGCAAGUGACAUAACUAAAUUGAUGUCUAUAAUAGCGUUUUCAGAUGUAUUGUUCCGACUACUUGGUCCAUUAAUCACAGAACCGUGGCACAAGCCGCCAAGAGUCGUUUAUAUGGUUUCUUUAUUCGCCUCCAUAUUAACACGAAUUGGUUUUCUCUUUGCGAAAACUUAUAAUGAGCUGAUAUAUGUGGCUCUAGCCAUGGGCAUAUCUAAAGGUGUAAGGAGUACAUAUCUCAAAGUAAUAUUACCGGACUACGUGCCUCUUAAAAGACUACCUCAUGCUUCCGGAAUAGUAAAAUUCUUCAGAGGAAUAACUAUUGCCAGUAUCGGUUCCAUUUCUCUUACUUUACGCGAUGCUACACAAUCAUACCACAUACCCAUUGUAAUUUUAAACAUCUUUACAAUGGUUACAAUCACGAUGUGGACAACCGAACUGCUAUAUUUAAAAUUUAAAAGACGUAAAGAUGGGACAGCAAAUCCUAGUUGAUAAAUGUAAUUCAUAAGAACUAUAUUCAAAAUGUAAAUAUUAAUAAAUACUGAAUCGACCUUGAUGAGAAGAGUGCAUUAAUCGAAUUAACUAGACCGAAGAAGUGGAUAUCCGCUACGACGCGGUGCGCACGAGUACGUUGACCAAUGACUUAGCCAAUGAUGUUAACGUUGCCGUCAAAGGCCGCGACAAUAAUAACGGGUCACAGAAGUCAGUUCGGACGCGCCUUCCUAAUACACGUGAACCGUGAUACAUUCAUUCUAUCGAAUGUGCGUCUAUUAUUUUUUUUUAAUGAUACUCGUAUGUGAUAUUAAGUGUUAAAUACAAUUUCUAGUGUAAAUGUUUUGUGUUAAUAGUGAAUAAAUUUAUUAACUUCUA